This is a messenger RNA of Salarias fasciatus (jewelled blenny), 4258 nucleotides long. Its product is annotated as oxysterol-binding protein-related protein 2-like. Gene Ontology annotation, cellular component: cytosol; plasma membrane; perinuclear endoplasmic reticulum. The record is from RefSeq and is a predicted model, not a curated record. The transcript is spliced from 14 exons. Gene Ontology annotation, molecular function: cholesterol binding. Lineage: Eukaryota; Metazoa; Chordata; Actinopteri; Blenniiformes; Blenniidae. The coding region runs from base 452 to 1867 and encodes 471 amino acids.
CUCGUUCUCACCCGAGAACAGCUCGAGUUGCUCCGUUUCUUUCCCUCCGUCUUCUUCCCUGCGGCUUUGGAUGUUUUUCUCAUCCCUUGGAGGAAGGACAGAGCAGGCUGACGCCGUUAGGCGUAUGAAGUCACAGGGAUCAUUGAUUUGCCUUUGUUCCACAAAGCCAAAGAAAACCAACUCCCAAGCUACUUCAGCCGUCAACUACCUGCCCGCGAAUUCAGCAGCUGACUCCGUCUUAUUGACGCCUCCUGUUUUUAUUCUUCGGUGUUGAACCCAUCACGGUUGGAACGGAAAUCAGGCAUACUGCUGUGGACAGCGUGACCCUGAAAGUGGACAUUGAUCUCCAGGUCUCCCCGCCAGAGGGCCUCUGCGGAGACGUCAGUGAGGGAAACAUGUGCUAGAAGUUCAACGUCUGUCCUGAACGACUGGUCAGCUUUGACUGUGGAAGAUGAGCAAUGAAGACGAGUUCUACGACGCCGUCACAGGCCUGGAUUCGGAUGAGGACGAGGGGGCGUCGGAGGCCAGUUUCAAGGAUGCACAAGUGUUCGAUAGCAGCCGACAGAAGAACAAUGGAUCCGUCCCACAAGAGAACGGCAUCAAGAAACACAGGACGUCUCUACCUGCACCCAUGUUUUCCCGAAACACAAUCAGCGUCUUUAGCAUCCUGAAGAAGUGUAUUGGACAAGAACUGUCCAAGAUCACCAUGCCCAUUGUGUUUAACGAGCCUCUGAGUUUUCUGCAGAGGAUCACAGAAUACAUGGAACACACAUACCUCAUCAACAGAGCCUGCUCACUGUCCGACUCCACGGAGCGCAUGCAGGCGGUAGCUGCUUUCGCUGUCUCAGCAGUCGCAUCGCAGUGGGAGAGAACUGGAAAACCCUUCAACCCUUUGCUGGGGGAGACCUAUGAACUCAUCAGAGAAGAGCAGGGCUUCCGGCUGGUGUCGGAGCAGGUUUCCCAUCAUCCACCGGUCAGUGCCUUCCACGCGGAGAGCCUGGUCGGGGACUUUGUUUUCCACGGGUCCAUUUAUCCUAAACUCAAGUUCUGGGGCAAGAGUGUUGAGGCAGAGCCUAAAGGGACCAUCACACUAGAGUUACUCAAGCACAAUGAGACGUACACCUGGACAAACCCUACCUGCUGUGUGCACAAUAUUAUUCUGGGAAAACUAUGGAUAGAGCAGUAUGGCACCGUGGAAAUCCUUAACCACAGCACUGGAGACAAGUGUGUGUUAAACUUCAAGCCGUGUGGGAUGUUUGGCAAAGAGCUGCACACAGUGGAGGGAUACAUCCAAGACAAGAGUAAAAAGAAACUCUGCGUCAUCUAUGGAAAGUGGACGGAGUGCAUGUGGAGCGUGGAUCCUCAGGUCUACGAGAGCCAAAAAAAGUCCGAGAAGAAGGGAGACGGCAAAAAGAAUAAAAAUGAGGAGGUCGACAGAGCCGUCAACGACGACGCAGACGACAUGCCCGACGUCCAGGAGACUGUGUCCGUCGUACCGGGAAGCACGCUGCUGUGGAGGAUAGAUCCCAGGCCAGCACACUCGUCAACGAUGUACAACUUCACUAACUUUGCGAUGUCGCUGAACGAGCUGGAGCCCGGCAUGGAGGGCAUCUUGGCCCCCACGGACUGCCGCUUCAGGCCCGACAUCAAAGCCAUGGAGAAUGGCAACAUGGACGAGGCCAGCCAAGAGAAGGAGAGACUGGAGGAGAAGCAGAGAGCUGCGAGGAAGGAGCGAGCCAAGAGCAAUCAGGAGUGGUCGACCAGGUGGUUUCAGUCGGGCACCAACCCGUACACGGGCUCCCAGGAUUGGAUCUACUCUGGUGGCUACUUCAACAGGAACUACCGCAACCUGCCCGACAUCUACUGAGAGCCCAGAAGCCUUCAUCCCCCUCGUCCUCCUCCUCGUCUGUAACCCGUGGCGAUGCGCUGAGUCCACAGACCUGGCACAAGGUUUCUGUUUUCACUCGGAGUGGAUUUGGACUCAUCUUGUCGUCUUACCUUCAUAAAGACCAGCGAACCUUCUCCGUCUCUCAGCCUGAACAUCUUCUAGAGCACAAAAACCAUUUGAUCCCCGACCAGCUCACAUUAAACAAACUCAGAGUCUGAAUGUUCAUCAUCUUUACAAUCCGCUUUGAGGAGCUGCUGAACCAGCCUUUGGAUCCCAGCGUUUAAAAAAAAAACAGUUUAAAAUGAAUGAAAAUCAGCAAGAACUGAGACGAGCACGGACCUCCGGACGGACACCCAGUCAGCGGGGAAAUCAGGGAUGUGAACGCUCCUUUGACUGAAGUCGGAACUCCAGGGAAGUUUUUUUUUCUUUUUUGCCCAUUUUGUGCAAAGACUCGAACACUCAAAAUAAAUAUAGGCAACAUAUUACUCUCUAAGGAACAUUUAUGUAAGUAUGUAUGUUGGUUAAAAUGGUGAAAACGAAUCUAAUGAAAGCUUGAGCUCACUACUGUUUCAUAUCCUUAAGACAUUUAGUUCCCGUAGUCCAGCUUUAUGUAAGUUAAUACCGCUACUAAGAAAUGGGUUUUUCUCGACAGCGGCGCCGAAUGUGCAGCUGGAGAGGCGCCAGAAAUAAACUAAUGCUAAUGAAAGCGAGCGCGGCUGUUAGCAUGUCGGAGCCCCUGCACGGCUUUGACGACCAGGCCGGCGGCUUCUUUCUUCACGGCAGGAAAUAAGAAGUGAAUGUGUUUGUGCAGCGUGCGUCACUGACGAACCGCUGAAGAUCAUGCAGAUGUUGAUGAAUGCAGAUGAAUUAAACCGGACGAAGUCUCUCCACCUCAGUGAUUGAACACAAACGCUUCAAUGGAACCGUGAGCUUUUUGUUUCUCAUCCACAUUCCAGUUUAAGCGAUUUCCAUUCCGUUACAUUAGUAAUUUUUGUGGUGACUUUUCAGAGACGGAAAACACUUCAGCUUAUGAGAUUUUUAGCAUUCCAUAUUGAAAGAGUCGGACCUGUUGAAACUCAUCGGCUGCUUUGCUCUCUCAUCUAAAACCUCAGAUCGGCUCCCUUCAGGGGUUUCCUUACCUCAGAAGUUUCAUUUGACCCUCUGCUUGUGUCUUGACCUUUAAUUUGACAACACGGAGACUCGAAAUCGGCCUUCUUUAAAUUCCACAGUGGAUAAACUCCACCCUCCAGCACUCGCCCUGCAUGAGAAAGACAAAUUUCUCCAAAAUUUUCUGGCAAAAGCGACUCUAUGCAACUCCCUUCACGUGAUGACUGUCCAAACACUUUCUCUGUCACUUACUACAUUGUGAGGACCAACAUUCAACACACUCAUUCUGUUGCAGGAUGACAUGUUGGGACUUGAUUGUUUCUUGUUUUGCCUUUUUAGUUUAUUUAAGCUGAUUGAAACGACUCGGUCUAUUAGUCCCUGCAUCCAGAUCACACCUUGUGUUUUAAAAAAAGCCUCCCGUGACGCUCAGUGCCUGAAUGAUUUGUUAAUUUAGGUUGUUUUAUUCAUUUUUAUUUAUAAUUGACAUUUUAUGAGAAAGUUCUGUUGUCUUUUAAUUGUUUUCUUAAUUUUUUUUUUUCUUUUGCAGAUGCAGCUGAGAUGACUUAAUUUUUGUAUUUUUACCUAAAAGCGAAUUAGAUUUUUCUUCAUUGGAAGAGCAGGGAGUCUGAACAGGGCUUGAAGUGAACCUCAUUCACCAGCUAUUUCCACUUAAAAAAAAAAUAACAGAUCAGAUGUUCCAAUUAUUCCAUUUUCCUGCUUCAUUUCACCCAUAAAACCCAGAAUGUAUUUUUGUGUCUUCAUUCUCCAAACACUACUGGAGUUUGGGUGAAAAGGAAUAUUCAUCUGAAGCUGUGAAAGGAAGAGCAGCCUGUCGAUUUUAUCCAGGAGCUGCUAAAAUGGUUCAAUAGUGCAUUAAAAAAAAGCAAACUUGGUGCUGAUUCAGGCUCUGCAGCUCGAACAACUAAUGCUCUGUAUCUCAACUGGUAUUUAUGAUGCCUUCACUGUCAGUUCUCUCUAUGAAACUACAAUUGCAUUUAUUCUCCUCGGACUGUAAAAUGUGGCUGAUAUUAUAAAUGUGUUGCACAAAGUAAUCACAACAGCAUUUUAUUUUGUGCAAUUGAUUUAUUUUUAUAGUAUUUAAAGUGUUUUUUUUUUUGUUUUGUUUUUUUGGUGAUAACAUUGUACCAGAGAUUUUAUUUGGAGGUGGGGGAAUGUAACGGGGCCGCAUUCGGGCUGUGGACAGUUUUGCUAGUUGAAUGAGUGAAUGUGAGGAAAGUGUCUACUAAUAAAAUCCUAAUUUCA